UGCCGGCUGUAUUUACUAUAAAUACGACAACUCAGCCCGUGCAUAGGCUAAACACAUUUGACCACCAACAAGUACAUAAAUAAAGAAUCCUUUCGCGAAACAUACUCGUAAAUAUCACUGCGACUUUGCGAUGAAUUCGAUGAAUUCCUUUGAAAGUGGCACCAACAACUUUGGAUGGCCAACCGCGGGUACAAAUGCAGAGCAGCAGAUACAGCAAAGACAACAACAAUUUAGAGAGCAACUCAUACCCACCGCUUAUGUACGAAUUGUGGAGCAACCCGCCAGUAAAGCGUUGAGAUUUCGGUACGAAUGUGAGAGCCGCUUCACUGGCACACUGUUGGGUCAGAGCUCGACACCGAAUUUGAAAACCUACCCCACCAUCGAAAUUGUUGGCUUCAAAGGAAGUGCAAUUGUAGUGGUGUCGUGUGUGACCAUGGAUGCGCCAUAUCGUCCACAUCCGCACAAUUUGGUGGGCAAAGAGAAUUGUACGAAAGGUGUUUGCACUGUGGAAAUCAACACUGACACCAUGUGUGCCGUAUUCAAAAAUUUGGGCAUACAGUGUGUUAAAAAGCGUGAUAUAGAGCAAUCUUUGCGAAUUCGUGAGAAUAUCCGCGUCGAUCCAUUUAGGACGGGAUUUGCACACAGUACCGACCCGGCUAGCCUCGAUCUUAGUUGCGUACGUUUGUGCUUUCAAGUAUUUCUGAAAGAUGAAAUGCAACAUUACACAAUACCACUGCCGCCCGUUGUUUCCGAGCCCAUAUACAAUAAGAAAUCCUUGCCAGAUCUUACUAUUAUACGCAUUUGCAGCUGUUCGGCCUCAGUCUUGGGCAAUACCAAUAUUAUUUUGAUGUGUGAAAAGAUUGUAAGAAACGAUAUUGCUGUACGAUUUUUCGAAGAAAAGGACAAUACCACACUGUGGCAAGCAUUUGGUGCAUUAGAGCCGAGUAAAGAUAUACACAAAUUGACGGCUAUUUCGUUUCGAACACCCAAAUAUCAUAAAACAGACAUAACGGAACCAGUGCAGGUGUACAUUCAACUGCAAAGACCAUCAGAUGGUGCUACUAGUAAGCCAGUUAAAUUUGAAUUUAUGCCGGCCGAGUUGAGCGCAGACGAAUCGAAGCGAAAACGUCGAAAACUCAAUAAUGAAAUGAUACAACAACUAAAAGCGAGUCAGUGUGCCGCUCAAAUGACAAGUGAGAUGGAGUCUGCAGCACAGCUUUCACAACCACAAUACCCAGUGGCGUGCGUAAAAACUCAGCAGCGGCAAAUACAGCAAUCACAUUCCGACAACAAUUUAUCAAAAGCUGCUCAUGCAGCGGGCCCAACGGCGAGCGAACUAUUGGACUUAGAUAGUGGACAAUUAGUUCGGGUGAACUCAGAGGACCAAUACCUGCUGCAGCUCACAACCGAAGAACUUAGGCUCUCCAAUCUGUCACUGUAAUUAAGUCGUUUACUCCGGCGCAGCCGAUUUGAUAAGCGCUUACGCUCGAUCCUAUAGCUGACGUAGACCGGCGCAGGUGGCACAACGACUAGCAAGCUGUGCCAACCAAUAUUUAAUAUUGGAAAUGUUUUGUUUUUACUUUAUAAAACAUUUUGUCUUCUAGUGUAAAAUUAAAUGUGAUAUUUUGCGGUUUUUCUUCAAGCAAACAAAUAUUUGUUAUACUACAUAUGUAGCUUAUAGAAUAAAAGGUUACGACACGAUGGCAAUCAUAUGUUUAAUGGGCACAUCUAGUGUAAUCGCCUAAAAAAA
Messenger RNA from Ceratitis capitata (Mediterranean fruit fly), 1750 nucleotides. RefSeq names its product embryonic polarity protein dorsal-like. Gene Ontology annotation, molecular function: DNA binding; DNA-binding transcription factor activity. Gene Ontology annotation, cellular component: cytoplasm. The record is from RefSeq and is a predicted model, not a curated record. Gene Ontology annotation, biological process: canonical NF-kappaB signal transduction; non-canonical NF-kappaB signal transduction; inflammatory response. The transcript has a single exon. The coding region runs from base 131 to 1441 and encodes 436 amino acids. NCBI's taxonomy places the organism in Eukaryota, Metazoa, Arthropoda, Insecta, Diptera, Tephritidae.